Daucus carota subsp. sativus is the source of this 1597-nucleotide messenger RNA. RefSeq names its product cytochrome P450 724B1. The record is from RefSeq and is a predicted model, not a curated record. Lineage: Eukaryota; Viridiplantae; Streptophyta; Magnoliopsida; Apiales; Apiaceae. Bases 1 to 1455 code for a protein of 484 amino acids. The transcript is spliced from 7 exons. Gene Ontology annotation, biological process: sterol metabolic process. Gene Ontology annotation, molecular function: monooxygenase activity; oxidoreductase activity, acting on paired donors, with incorporation or reduction of molecular oxygen; iron ion binding.
AUGGAGAUGAUUUUAGGUGUUUUAGUGUUGUCAUUUACAGUGUUAUUCAGUGUUUUAGUAUUCAUAGUUUCUUCUCCGGAGUCCAAGUUUAAGAGAAAAGAAGAACAAGUUGUAGGGUUGCCAGAUGGGAGCAUGGGAUGGCCAUUCAUCGGUGAGACCUUCAGCUUUCUCGCACCUCAUAAAUCAAACUCCGUUGGAAAUUUCUUGCACCAACAUUUCUCCAGGUACGGGAAAGUAUUCAAGUCUAACCUGUUUGGAGUGGCAACGGUAGUAUCAGGUGAUUUUGAACUCAAUGACUUUGUCCUUCAGAAUGAAGAUAAGCUUUUCCAGAGUUUCUACCCAAAAUCUGUCAAGGAUAUUCUUGGUCAAAACUGUAUGAUGCUUGUUCCCGGUGAUCUUCACAAGAAGCUAAGAAAUGUGGCUCUCACUUUCAUCAACUCCUCCAAAACCAGCCCCGACUUCCUUCUUUAUGUCCACAACUUAACCAUCUCCUUUAUGGACUCCUGGCAAACAUCUCGACACAUUUCCUUCGCAAAUGAAGCCAAAAAGUUUACUAUGCAUAUCAUGUUGAAGAAUAUGCUUAAUAUAGAGCCCGGAGAUCCAAGAGCUACACAAAUGCUAGAAGAUCACAUUGUCUAUAUGAAAGGGCUUGUAUCCAUUCCAAUUAACCUUCCAGGUUCCCCUUACAACAAAGCUCUUAAGGCUAGAACAAGGAUCCAGUCCACGAUCAAAGGAAUUAUAGAAGAAAGGGAGAAAAACGAACAUUUGAGGGUUGAUGGAGACUUUCUGGAUCAAACGCUUUCCAAAGAAGAGUGCAUGCUUACCAACGAAGAGAAAAUUAGUCUUGUGAUGGACCUUUUGCUCGCAGGCUAUGAAACAACGGCUGGCCUUUUGGCCCUAUUACUCUACUACCUUUGCCAGUCUCAGGAGGUACUUCAACAAUUAAGGCAAGAACAUUUAGCUAUUAUGAGAACAAAACGGCCUGGCGAAUCCUUGACUUGGAAUGACAUUCAGCAGAUGGAGUUCACCCACAAUGUAAUAUAUGAAGCUUUGAGAUGUGGCAAUCUUGUGAAAUUUGUGCAUAGAAAAGCUCUUGAAGAUGUGAAAUACAAAGGCUAUUACAUUCCAGCUGGAUGGCAGGUGUUGCCGGUCUUCACUGCAGUUCAUUUGGAUCCAGCCAUUCACCAGAAUCCUGCUAAAUUCGACCCUCUGCGGUGGAAUGAUCGAUCAACGAGAAAAAUAGUGAAUCCUUUUGGCGGGGGAAUGAGGCUUUGUCCAGGAACUGAUUUAGCAAAACUUGAGGCUACUAUCUUUCUCCACCAACUUGUCCUCAACUACAGGUGGAAAAUGAUGGAAGAGGAUUAUCCAGUUUCUUACCCUUAUUUAGGAUUCAAAAAUGGCUUGAAAUUGGAAUUGCAACCAUUGAAAGAGCCUGCUAGAGCAGCAACUGCAUGAAGUAGAUAUUUGCUACUAAUAGCACCAGUACUUGCUAAUAUUUUCUCAGUAACAAUAUUUAGAACUUAUCUGUGAUUGUUUUUCUUCUUUGCUUCCAAAUCAAGAGUACAAUUUUAGCCUCUAGACUCUAGUCCUAUUCUAU